AUGGCAAAACCGUUGCAAAAGGAAAGAGAGAACAGGUCAGCGGAAAAGAAGGAUCUGACCUUCCAUCCUUACACCAUAACUCCUGAGAGUGCUCACACCUCGAUACUGCUGCUGGAGUCUACCGAACCUGAGAUACUGUGUCAGACAUUACGAGCAAUAACAAAGUUCUCUGCCCAAGACACGCAGAAUCGUUACAUCCUCUUCGACUUAGACGCGAUCCGUUACAUAGUUCUGCAUAUAGAGCAUUCCGAAUUAAACAUCCGAAGGUUUGCUCUAAAGGCUUUAGCUCAACUUUGCCAGCUACCGCAAGUACCUGAGCAGGUCCUGGCUGACUCAGCCAAUCUAAGAAAGAUAGCAUUUAUGUUAGUUAAGGUGGAAGAUGUAUUCGUAUUGGAAUUUGCGUCGCUAGUUCUAUCCGAAUUGACGAGAGAACCACUCGGCUGCGAGCAACUGGUCUCAGCCAAUAUCUUGAGUACAUUGUUCUCGAGGAUGAAGAAUAGCUUAGACCCUGAUGUCCAGAAGAAUUGUCUUCAGACGCUCAGCAACCUGCUGGACGACCCUGUUUGCGCAUCCGAAGUCACGAAGAACCAACAGUUCAGUUGGCCGUCGCUGCUGGCGUUGAUGCAGAGCAAGUACCUGGCUAUCCAGCACGCGGCUCUCCGAACUGUGGAUCAGUUGAUAUGCAGAUACAAAGAUCUGGUUGUGCAGAAGACUUUCAGGGCUUCGACUGGAGUAUUGGAUCUUUGUGACAUAUUGGAGUCCUAUGAAUUUCGGGAUGUUCACGCGCAAGUUCUUGGAGUACUUCGGGACUACGUGGAGACUGAGGAGAAUGCUUCUCAUCUGUACCAAUCUGGCUGUAUCCUCAGACUGUUAGCCUACUUGGAGAUGGCCUUGCCAGCCAUGAAGCCACACUGCCUGGCCGUUCUCACCAAGAUGUCUUUUACUUCAAAUGGGAGAGAUGCAUUGUACCAGACCGGGACUGAUAUGGUAUUCUGUCACCAACUCCUCAGCUCCAACGUUGAUUUGUUAGCGGAUGCAGCAAUGGGCGUAGCGAAUAUGACCAAACUCCUUCCGUCUGCCGUUCGCAUGUGUGAGACCAACAUUAUCGAGGCACUUUGUGCAAUAUUGAGCGACGACUCUGCGGCGUGGUUCUACGUGCGUAUGAAUGCGUUGCGCGCGCUGUCCGAGUUGUGUCGUAUCAUACCCCGGGCCGCUUCGAGUUUGGUCGAACCGAACACGUUCGCUGCACUAAGAAACAUCAAUGUCAAAUUCAAGGAUAACCCAAUAGAAGCUCAGCGUUUGGCGGUACAGUGCUACAUAAAUCUCCAGAAUUAUCACGUUAGCACAAGAGCCAUGCUUAGCCCGGACUUCGUACAAGAACUUGUGAAUAUAUUGGAGCGCAUCGACAUCAGAUUGAAAAUAUUGACGUGUACAGCACUUACGGGUCUCAUGUCAGAAGAUCUUGCCAAAGACUUGUUCACGCUGAAGAAAGGUGAAGAGGUCGUGUCAAAUAACCUUCGUAUUGAACACGUGGGCUUCCGAACAGCGCUCUGCAUUCUGAUCACGUCCAGCGUCACUGACGAAGGAGCCGAAAUAUAUUUACAACUAGGAACUUUGCACUACAUGAUUGAAAACAAAGCGGCUCGGUAUGUGGUGGGCGCGUGGGAGCCCGCCAUCGAAGCUAUAUUCCGACACCAUCCUUCAGCGAAGUUCGCCUACACCGGCACCCUAGAUAUCAACGAUUUUACUCAGGAAGGUUUCUACGUCCUCAAACGACUCACCAAACGAUUCCCGACCAUCCAAGAGGUGUUGCUGCAGAAGCCUCCGCCUCGGGAUCCUGUGCUCAUCGCCAUGUUCCUCCACCCUCAGUCGGACGGAAAUUCCUCAAUGGACAUACGGAUGCCUUAUCAGCGGUCGAGUUCCAAGCUCGCUGUUUCACCAUCAAGCGGUUUGUUUGCAUCCUUCCUACCUGAUGACGUCAAUUUGAGGUCGUAUUUGCUGAAACUACGGCUGUGGUUUGGGGAUCCAGCAAAAUCACUUCACUAUAUCGAAAUAGAAGAUGCUCAUUAUGAAGUGAGAUAUCGGGAUAAAUGCGCAGAAGUGAGUUCGUCGCUGAAGCAGCGCGCUCAGCUGCUCGCGGAGUUUGUGGUCCAGCAGAUGAGCGGCCUCACCCAGGAGCGGGACUGCUCCAUGCCGAGCGUUGAGCUACACCUCGCCGAUCUCAUGACAGAACUGAAGAGUCCCGUGGUGGGUGUGGGGUGGGUGCGUGUGGGGGGCCCGCUGGAGCGCGCGAUGCUGUACAAGGUGUUGUCGGAUCGCGUGGGGCUGCCGUGCGCUCUGAAGCGCGUCGCGUCGCACGCGUGGUGUGAAGUCGCCUUACCCGAAAUGGAUUCCGACAAUGAGGAGACCGAAGUGAGCUACCCUGCAGGUCUGCUGCGUAGUAACUACGUGGUGGAUUUGGUGUCGCAUCCCGGUCGGCUGUGGCCCCUGGACUCGUUGGAAGCGCACCGGGUCCGCGGCACUGUUUGCCUCAAGCCUUGUAAUUUCCACGGACGAGAAUCUUGUUUAUGUCAGAAUUAAUUUAGAUAAUACUGAAAUUG
Bombyx mandarina (wild silkworm) is the source of this 2600-nucleotide messenger RNA. RefSeq names its product armadillo repeat-containing protein 3. Gene Ontology annotation, molecular function: protein binding. The record is from RefSeq and is a predicted model, not a curated record. Lineage: Eukaryota; Metazoa; Arthropoda; Insecta; Lepidoptera; Bombycidae.